GUGUGACUCUUAAUCGCCACAGAGACUGGUCGAAGCAUUUUUGCUCUCUAUCGAAAAUUGUUGACGACUGAUAACCCGGCAGUUUGCGGCGAUAUUGACUGUGUGCCGCAAUUGAAGACGAAUCAGUGUUGAGAGAGACUUUGAGAGUUACUUGUGAGGUUGCGUGAUCGGUUGAAAAAAAUGAUGAAAAUCGGCUUUAUUGGAGGUGGAAAGAUGGCACAGGCCAUGGCGAAGGGAUUUAUAGCAGCCGGGCUUUCAAAGGCAGAAAAUAUGAUCGCAAGCUGUCAUCCUGCCGAUCGACUAUCAGCUGAAGCCUUCGAAUCUCUUGGCGCUCAAUGCAUCGUGAAGAAUGUUCCAGUGGUGGAGAAGUCUGAUGUCGUUUUCGUCUCUGUGAAACCAACUGUUGUUCCUAUUGCGCUGCUGGAAGUGAAUGGAGUCAGCGCGGGAAAAUUGUUCCUCUCCAUCGCGAUGGGAGUGACAAUCCGCCAAUUGGAGAAGAAACUGUCUGAGGAGGCUCGAGUGGUGCGUGUGAUGCCCAACACGCCGGCUAUCAUCAGGAAAGGCUGCUCAGUGUUUGUGCGCGGCUCCAAAGCCACGGACACGGAUGUCAAGAUCACGCAGACACUCCUCCGUGCUGUCGGAUCGUGCGAGGAGGUGCCAGAGUCCCUGAUGGAUCCCAUCACGGCGGUGAGUGGAAGUGGCCCGGCCUAUGUGUAUCUCAUGAUCGAGGCGCUGGCCGACGGGGGAGUGAAGAUGGGCCUGCCGCGGGAUCUGGCCUAUCGCCUGGCGUCCCAGACGGUCCUCGGUGCGGGCGGAAUGGUGCGCGAAACUGAGGCUCAUCCGGCGAAACUCAAAGACGACGUCACGAGUCCUGCUGGUUCCACAGCAGCUGGAUUGCAUCACUUGGAGCAGAGUGGCUUCCGGGCGAGUGUUAUUGGCGCUGUUGAAGCAGCAACUCGUAGAUGUGCAGAAAUUGCCAAUUCGUCUGAUUAGAGGAUGGGGAGCAGCCAGGAGACGAUAUAGCCAACGAUCGUUUUCUCUUAUCUCAGUGUCUCUAUUUUGUAAGGUUUUUUUAGCAUGAUUUUAUACAAAAAGAUAGUAAUAAUAAUAAUUGUGUACAUGCCACUUAUGCAUGUCUCUUGUUUAAAA
Molecule: messenger RNA, 1149 nt
Organism: Phlebotomus argentipes
Lineage: Eukaryota; Metazoa; Arthropoda; Insecta; Diptera; Psychodidae
Gene: P5cr-2
Product: pyrroline-5-carboxylate reductase 1, mitochondrial
Exons: 5
Coding region: 181-993 (270 amino acids)
Biological process (GO): L-proline biosynthetic process
Molecular function (GO): pyrroline-5-carboxylate reductase activity
Source: RefSeq, a predicted model, not a curated record